Messenger RNA from Folsomia candida, 1048 nucleotides. RefSeq names its product rRNA-processing protein FCF1 homolog (gene Bka). Bases 207 to 818 code for a protein of 203 amino acids. Gene Ontology annotation, cellular component: nucleolus; small-subunit processome. The record is from RefSeq and is a predicted model, not a curated record. The transcript is spliced from 7 exons. Lineage: Eukaryota; Metazoa; Arthropoda; Collembola; Entomobryomorpha; Isotomidae.
GAGCGGCUGUGCCACAAGACUCCACAUGGCUUUCUCACACAUCACUUUUCAGUCAACAACUUUAGCUGAGCUGCUGACUUUUGUUUUUCGUCCCUUCAUCCUUAAAUUUAAAACCAUACCAAUUCUUAAUUAACAGUUGAAGAAGAUACUUCAGCAACUGGAAUUAGCUCGGUUUGUUAAUACCAGUCCAUACGCAGAUUUUAAUAAUGGGUAGAGCAAAGAAAACACGGGGAUUUCGGCAGCAAUUUGCCCAAAUGAAGAGAAUGAUCAGUCUUAACGAUCCACGAUUAAAAGCCAAGGAUCGACAGACAUCGAAAAAGAGUAAAAAUAAAUUAGAAGCUGAAGAGCCACCUAAACGUGAAGUAGCACAGCGAUCUACUGCCCUGUUCUUUGACUACAAUACACAACUUGGUCCACCCUUUCACAUCCUGAUUGAUACUAACUUUAUCAAUUUUUCCAUUCAAAACAAACUCGACAUAUUCCAAUCAAUGAUGGAUUGUUUAUAUGCAAAAUGUACACCGUACAUAACGGACUGUGUUAUGGGCGAGUUGGAAAAACUUGGGAGCAAAUACAGAAUAGCACUAAAAAUUAUCAAAGAUCCCAGAUUUGAACGAUUGCCUUGUUUUCAUAAGGGAACAUAUGCAGAUGACUGUUUGGUUCAACGGGUGACACAACACAAAUGUUACAUUGUUGCAACUUGCGACAAAGAUCUAAAGAGGAGAAUACGAAAGAUUCCUGGAGUACCCAUUAUGUACAUAGCACAGCACAAAUUUUCUAUUGAACGGAUGCCAGAUGCCUAUGGCGCACCACGCAACUAAACCUUAAGAUUAGCGCAGUUAUGUUUUGCAUAAAUGGAUAUUUCCUGUUUUUGAUCCAAUUUUGUUUCAAAUUCAGUUUCACCUCGUAAAAAAAUAAUUUGAAGUUAUCAAUAUUUCAAACAUUAUUUUUACAUUUGGUCUGGUAUAUAGUAUUAGAAUUAAUUAACCAGUGUAUUUUUUACAACUGCAUCAUUUUAGGCUUUAAAGAAUAAAUGACAACUUUUUCUGAA